AUUCUCACGCUAUUGUUUGUAUAGCGUGCUGUUUGUUUGCACAAUACAUUAUCAUGGAGAAACGCAUCGCGCUGGAAAAACGCGGACGCACUGAUGAUCAGAUCACAGAGCUAAUCCUAGACAACUGCAGAAGCACAUACAUCGACGGAUUAACAGAUGAGUUCACUGCUCUCGAGACACUCAGCCUUAUCAAUGUCGGCUUAGUAUCGUUGAAAAAUUUCCCCAAACUAUCCAACCUUCGGAAGCUGGAACUCUCAGACAACAGAAUUUCGAACGGCUUAAAUCAUCUCACAAAAAGCUCUAAACUGACACACCUAAAUCUGUCCGGAAAUCGCAUAGCAGAUUUCGAGGAACUGCGGCCAUUAAAAGACCUGGAAAACUUGGAAUGUUUGGAUUUAUUUAACAAUCAAGUAACUUUAACUGAAAACUAUCGUGACAAAAUGUUCACGCUUAUUCCAUCGCUAUCUCAUCUGGACGGAUUUGACAAGGACUUUUCGGAAGUAGUAUCCGACGAAGACGAAGAUGUUGCUGAUGAUGGUAAUCAACAUCCUUCACAAUUCUCCAUCAACGGUAUCGAAAUCGAUCUCGACGAACUGGAGGAACUUGAGUCUCGUAUCCGACAGAAGCGAAGUAAAAAUGAUGAAAUAGCACCCGGGAAUGCUCUUGAAGAACUUGAGUGCAAUCUCGAGCAGCUUAAACUCGGCACUAGCACGAACAGCUCUGCAGCACCACCAGUAGCUAGUGAAAGCUUUAAAGAUGAUUUAGACGAGUUGUACGAGGACAUUCAGCGCAAACAAGCGGUUGCAAACUUGCGGACAGAAGAGCUUCACCGCCAAAGAGUGUUAUCCUUUGUACCGUUGCUAUUGAUGUUUGCUUCAUUGUUAGCAAUGAUCAAUCAAUUAUGUUUUCGCGAUACGCAACCCUUAUCCGCAGAAAAGGACGAUGAUCACCAACAGUUGAACAUUGAAGAGGCAGAAGAGGAAGAUUCGUGCGAUGAAGAUUCCGACGUUUCAUUAGCAUUCUUGUACAAUGAUCGUUGUGCUGAUGAUGAAGUUGAUGAGGAGUGGAAAUGUGCCCUUGAACGGGAUUUAUACAAUCCUCCGUCAUCCUCAUCUGAUUCGGAAUGUGAAGCUUGUGAAGAAGACGACGAAGAUGAUCAAUCAAUCAGCGACGGCGGAGAAGAGCAGGACAAAAAGGAGCAGGACGAAGUGAAAGAGAAAGAUUCCGAAGGUACAACCGAUAAAGCCGAAGCUUCAUCGAAAACAACGGCGGCAACUGAUGCUACCGAUAAAGACGCCACUGCAGCCACUAAAGAGCACGAAUCCGAAGAAGCACGGGGAAAAAAGCGAAAGCUUGAAGACGCCGAUACCGAUGGUUAAUCGAAUGUCGCCCUUCUGCGCAAACAGGCAGUGUGCCUUAACGGCGAAUUCUACAUCUUAAGUUCACAUCAGCACGCCAGUCUGGAUCUCCAGUUUCAAAAUACACGUCAUAAUUUCCGUGUGAAGAACUUUGCAAGUCUUCGAACGUCUACACAUAGUAUACAAUUUAUGUUUCCAUUAAAUUACAGCAUAUUAGUCUUAACAAGGCGCAGUUGUAGAGAACAGAGAAACACAAAACUUUUUAACAAAGAAUAGUUAAGAGCAUGUUUACAUCAAGAAGCAGUUUUCAAAUAUGCACUCAAUGUCGUGCUUUUUGAGGGGAAAGCUUGCUGGCAUGUGAGAAAAAACAUGGGAAGGUACCAUUCUGUAGUAUGAACAUGAGAAACAAAUAAAACAUUGGUUUGGUCCACUUCAUUGACAGGCAUUGAAAUAUUUAAACCACUUCGUUUUGAAUGUUGAUUUUCUGUCAACGUAAAUUUUCUUAAAUAUAUUUUGGGUUUCACUAAAUUAGUUGAGAACGCGGUUUGUCUUGAAUAUAAUUAAAACCAAACAAUAUACUUAGUGACCAUACGCUAUUUUUUGUUCGAUGUUAAUUGCUGUCCUUGUUGGCCAAUGAGAAUGCUUUACUGAACGAAAUGUAGGACCCGAUAGAAAUGUUGUGGGAUCUUUCUGCCGCAUAUGGGUUUUCAAAUAAUAUUAAUCAAAAACCCUUCGGGAGUAAUUUUGCAAAACUGUGGGUAAUUUUUUCUUAUUUUCCGAAGUAGUUCCGAAGUUUUCUGUUCGUUACUCCAUGAGUACAGCGUUAAUCUGCACACGAAAUAGAACCCUAUCCUAUAUUACGUUUGCUGGCAAUUCCCGAGGUAUGUACAGUUAAGUAUCAAUAACACCUCUUACGCGUCAUUGGGUUCUUUUAUGACUCAUAACUUGUUUUUGUAAUAAACGUACAAAUGUUGAGUUGCGAGAAGUAGAUUUGUAUACUAUAAGGUUUCUUUUUAUACGAAUGGGCAGAGCCAAUUUUUCAUCAAAUUCAUGUUCCAUUCCAUUCAUGUUAUUGCAGGGUCGGGAUUCGAACUUACGGCCAUCUGAAUAAUGGUUAUUCGAGCCACUACUUGCGACAAAAAAAAACUGACGCACGAGCAUUUCAAGAUAAUUGCAGCGUAAAAAAGUAACAAACAAUUUUACUUUAUCCGUCGACAUAAAAAGUUUAAAAGUUUUACAAGUGAAAAUCAAAAAAGGAAGAUAUCAUUAAAAAUCUACACUUCUACAAAAUAAGCAAAGGACAAAGUGUGGUGACAAAAACCAAGAUACCAGUUACAAAAUCCAGACCAAACAUGAACGGAAGGAUAGGUAGUGAUAACAUGGGAUGGCCCUGGAACACAGUAUCUAUCCACGGUCAUUGAAAUGAUCCAUAAGAGCCCAAACUAAUUGUAUCAAUUUUUUGUAUAAUACGAAAAUAAAUAAUUCAAGCAUAUUUUGGACACAGUU
Messenger RNA from Anopheles cruzii, 2864 nucleotides. It is a transcript of the gene Mapmodulin, whose product is annotated as acidic leucine-rich nuclear phosphoprotein 32 family member A. Lineage: Eukaryota; Metazoa; Arthropoda; Insecta; Diptera; Culicidae. Bases 54 to 1379 code for a protein of 441 amino acids. The record is from RefSeq and is a predicted model, not a curated record. The transcript is spliced from 7 exons. Gene Ontology annotation, cellular component: nucleus. Gene Ontology annotation, molecular function: histone binding.